This is a messenger RNA of Sardina pilchardus (European sardine), 1537 nucleotides long. RefSeq names its product alpha-1-antitrypsin homolog. Gene Ontology annotation, molecular function: serine-type endopeptidase inhibitor activity. Lineage: Eukaryota; Metazoa; Chordata; Actinopteri; Clupeiformes; Clupeidae. Gene Ontology annotation, biological process: negative regulation of endopeptidase activity. The transcript has 5 exons. Bases 142 to 1437 code for a protein of 431 amino acids. The record is from RefSeq and is a predicted model, not a curated record.
GGAUCAAUGCUUACAAAAAGUGACCUGGGUUCACUCUUAGUUAAUAUUUAUAGGACAUGGACAGGCUACUUCUAAAAUCCCUAUAAAUGUCAGAUUUACCCUUAAGAUAGCACUGACAAGGGAGGCACGGAGGGCCGUAAGAUGAGAGUGAUUGUGCUUUGUGGUGUGAUAGCUGCCCUGCUCCUGUCUGUGGCCUUGGCCGCCCCACAGGGUGACCAUGACGGCCAUGACCACGGGCCCCACACAGCAGACCAUCACCACCACCUCCACCAUGGAAAAGACGAGCCUCAUCCACAGCACGAGGGUGAACACAGCUCCAUGCUCACUCAACCCAAUGCUGACUUUGCCUUCGCUCUCUACAAGAAGCUGAGUGCCCUACCCGAGUUGCAGUCAAAGAACAUCUUCUUCUCCCCACUGAGCAUAUCCAUGGCUCUGUCCAUGCUGGCUCUUGGGGCUAAGGGUGACACUUUCAACCAAGUGUACAUGGCUCUUGGCUAUGCUAGAUUGCCCGCUCAAACAGUCAAUGAGGCCUAUGAGCACAUCUUUCACAUGCUGGGCCACAAUCAAGAACACAUGCAGCUUGAUGCAAGCAAUGCCAUUGCUGUUAUGGAAGGAGCCAAGGUCAUAGAUAAGUUUAUGGAGGAUGCCAAACAUUACUACGAAAGUGAGGCAGUCUCUGUUGAUUUCUCUAAACCUGAAGUUGCUAAGCAAGAAAUCAAUAAGUACAUUGCUAAAAACACCAACAACACCAUCACUGACAUGGUGAAGGAGGUAGACCCAGCCACCUUAAUGAUGCUCAUCAACUGCAUUUACUUUAGAGGUGAAUGGAUGGAAUAUUUUGAUCAGGAUGGAACUACAAAAGGAGACUUCCAAGUGGAUGUCAACACAAAGGUAUCGGUAGACAUGAUGCAGAAUGAUGGCUUUUAUGAGUUCUACGAGGACAAAGAGAACUUCACCACUGUGCUCAGACUCCCAUACAAGGGCAGUGCAUCUAUGAUCAUCGUCAUGCCGGACGAGGGGAAGAUGAAGGAGGUGGAGGACUCCAUUUGCCGCCAUCAUCUCAGGCACUGGAUGCAAGCCAUGGAAUCUGGUAAGGUUAUUGUUCACAUGCCAAAAUACUCCAUCUCUGGCCAAUUCUCACUGAAAGAUACCUUGGAGUCAAUGGGUGUUGUCAGUGCCUUUUCUGAUACAGCUGACUUUACCGGAAUGACAGGCGAAAAAGUAAAAGUGUCAAAGGUGGAACACAAAGCUGUCCUCAAUGUGGACGAGAAAGGCACAGAAGCAGCCGCAGCCACAACAGUGGAGAUUGUGCUUAUGGCAUUACCUACUCCACCCAAGAAGCUGAAAAUCGACCGACCUUUUUUGGUGUUCAUCACAGAUUACAACACUAAAAGUAUUCUUUUUAUGGGCAAGAUCACAAACCCUGCAGCCGAAUGAUCACAACAUCUGACUGUACUGUGCUUUCACAAUGUGGACAAGAAAACUGAGAAAUGUGAAAUGUUUUGAAAUAAUAAAUAUUUCAUGAUGUACAACAAAA